CUUCAUUUUCUCUACAUGAAAACAGAUUUUUUUUUUUGCUAGUUUUCAAACAGAUACAUCCUUCUUCACGCAGGAAGAGGUGCUUUUGACCUUCAUCUUGUGACUGACAAGUCAUUUUAUCCUUACUCUUGUUGUAAUAAAACAAGACAUCACCUGCACCGCAAGAUACAUGACCAAUCCGCCAUGGGAAAUGAAACCACAGACUUCACUGACUGGCCACUGACAACAGAAUUUGACUACAGUGAUUCGACACCUUGCCCUGUAACUGAGGGAAAGAAUUUUGCAGCAAAAUUCUUGCCACCUCUUUAUUCUUUAGUGGUGAUAUUUGGYCUGACAGGCAACAUGCUUGUUGUCCUUAUCCUGGUAAAGUACAAGAGGCUGAAGAGCAUGACUGACAUCUACCUGCUCAACUUGGCAAUUUCYGAUUUGCUGUUUGUAUUUUCUCUCCCUUUUUGGGCUUAUUAYGCAGUUCACGACUGGAUUUUUGGGGAAGCACUGUGUCGAAUUCUCUCAGGUGUUUACCUCCUUGGCUUCUACAGUGGCAUCUUUUUCAUAAUCCUGUUGACYCUGGACAGGUACCUGGCCAUCGUGCAUGCGGUGUUUGCUUUGAAAGCCAGGACAGUUACCUAUGGCAUUCUCGCCAGUGUUGUCACUUGGGCUAUUGCUGUUUUUGCUUCUGUUCCUGGGGUGGUAUUUCACAAAACUCAGAAAGAAGGUUCAGGCUACACUUGCAGUGCUCAUUAUCCAUCAGAGCAGAUAGAUACAUGGAARCAAUUCCUCACCUUAAAAAUGAACAUUCUGGGACUUCUUAUUCCAAUGUUAAUUAUGAUCUGCAGCUACACACAAAUUAUAAAGACAUUACUGCAAUGCAAAAAUGAGAAGAAACAUAAAGCAGUCAGGCUUAUCUUUAUUAUCAUGAUUAUCUACUUUCUUUUCUGGGCACCAUACAACAUUUGCAUUCUCUUGCGUGAUUUUCAAGGUGCAUUUUUCAUCUCUACUUGUGAAAGCAAUGGUCAACUGCACAAAGCACUCCAAGUGACAGAAACAAUCUCAAUGAUGCAUUGUUGUAUCAAUCCUGUGAUUUAUGCCUUUGCUGGAGAAAAAUUUAGGAAAUACCUUCGCAGCUUUUUCCGAAAGCAGAUUGCAGUCCGCUUGUCUAAAUACUGUCCUGUUCUCUAUGUGGACACACCUGAACGAGCUAGCUCCACCUACACACAAUCUACAGGAGAACAAGAAGUUUCUGCUGCAUUGUAARUUAUGUCUAGUGAAAAAGUGGAAGUGGCUCUUGUGAGAUCAGAUCUGUGAUGAAAGCCUGCUGAAUCUCUCCUGCAUAUUUUCUCUGAGGCAGCUGCAGAAAACCCCAAAAAAUAUACAGAACACAUAUUUACCAAAGAUUGCAUUUGCUCAUAAAUUUGGGUAUUUGUAAAUAAAUGAAAAGGAUGUAGCAAGUUGCCUGAUUGGGGGUCUGAACUAGCAGUCUCAUAAAUAGAUUUUUUGAAGUGAACUAGAUGUUAUAAAUUUACACUUGUUCUUCAGAACAUCUCUUGCCUGUAUAUUACACAAGAUACCUCACUCAUUUAAACUCAGUCUCAGUCUUAUUUUUUACUAGGCUGGUGGYGUAUCUCUGUAAAUAAUGCUAAUUUACUAAGGUUUGUGAUACAGCAUGGUAUGGAAARUUUUAUACGCUUAGAAUAGACUCUGAUAUUUCAUGGUAUAUUUUCCUGUGUAUAUGGUUAAGUGCUAACCUUUUAGAUCUUUCUCAUGAUAAUUCUAACUACUAGGGACUAAUACCUGAGUGACUUUAGAGCCUGAUGUUUCUGAAGGCUCUCCUUAUAUGCUACUCACAUAAAAAAGCCAAUAUAACUGAACUAUCAAUAAAAAACUAAUAUCCUAUCAUUGAUCAGAAAAUCAGUGCAGUAACAGUAUUUUAGAAACAAAUUAUUGCACAUGGACUUUAACCAGGUUAGAUCAAACAUGAACAAUGAGUCAACACUGUUGUAGCUUUUUAGUGCAGUGAUUUUGCUUGCUAUUUUACUAGCCCACAUAAGAGAAAAAUUUUAAAAUAGAAAAUGAAUGCAAGUGCAAUGGCUGCCAAACCACAACAGCAUUAGAGGUGUGAAAAUKAUUUCUGAACAGGGUUGACACAGAUGUUUUUAGACAGAAGUGUAUUUUAUAAAUAUUAAUUUAACAAAACAUCUGGAUAAAUAAAAAUAUUCCCUGUUCUAAAACAUCAAGGGCAUAGAGCAUGUCUCUUUUGUUUUAGAAGCUGGUAUUUGGGGGACUAUGACAGAGGGGUUUUUUUGCCAUUCAGGAGUUUUACGGAGAGAAAAAGCUUCCACAAUUAGUAAGACUGAUGCUUAAAUAUGACUGAUUCUCUGUAAAGCUCAGAAACUGUAAAGCAUGGGAACACACAGAAAACAUUAAAUAAAUAUUUGGGUACUCAAGUGCUUAAAAACGUACCAUAAUCACACUAUUGAAUAAUUUGCGCCACAUUGUCCUUCUAAUAUUUCUUAUAUCUGCCCUAAGAUAAAUGGUACUGAACAAGUUGGCAGACAGGAAAUGAAAAGUGAAUAUUUUGUUUGCUGUUCCUAUCCAGGACAAUUUUUGUUUCCCAGCUUCUCUAGACAGUCUUUAAAGUAAUAUUUUCAAAGAAGUGAAUGCUUCAAGCAGUCUCAAAGAAAUUUUACAGUGGAAAGCACUUGUGAAAGCAGGAARUGGAAUAGAGAAAUCUUUACUUAUCAAACCACUUGUUUUGAGUUAUUUAAUUUUGUCAUAUUAAGCACCACUUUGGAACUACAUCCAYAUGGGAAAUGUAACAGAAGUAUACYACACCUUCUCAUUUACAAGAUUUUCAGCUGCAAGUCUUUGUCUGUGCAUCAYUUUCUGGACUUUGUGCUUUUAAAAUGGGUAAAUAGAUCAGCAUAAGCAGAAAUUGGGCAAUUUCAGCAUAUUAUGAGGAAUACAUGCAGGAACUUCUAAUCAGGCUGUCUUUUUUAUUUUUUUUUUUUCUACUUAUAGAAUACAUUUAUGGAAACAAUUUUAUGUUUUAUUUGCUCUUGACAAGAACUUUCACUUGGUCUUGAAGACACCUACUUUUUUUGGAGGGCUUUGAUGCCAGACACAGUAAURCAUCUUUGUCAGCCCUUCAGGAGCAAAGUGUGACAACCAAACAUAUGUCAGCACCCUGAAAAACUUUCUGAGAGGCAUGUCAAAAAUUGCCCCAUCCUUCUACRGCAUGAACCUCCUAUCAUGGAUCUUUCUAAACGACAAGCAGCUUCCAGAGGAAAGAGGCAGAACAGAGAUUGGUUGCCCAGUGGAUCAUCAGCUUAUCAAGGGUYUCUGUCACUUCACUGGAAAGGGAUCAGACUUCAGCACAUGGAGACAAGUCAGAUUUUAGCUCCUGCAAUGAACCAUGAUCCACAUUCAAGGGGACAAUUGAAAACACAGUAUUUGGUGGCACCGCUGGUACAUUCAGUUAAGGACUCUGACAAAAACUGAAAUAAUAUGUUGUACUACACAAACCAUUAAAGUUGGUUAACUUUCAUGUUAGAUUUCUUGAUCUUUCCCACCUCUAUCCCUUUAUAUUUUAGAAUAGCCCAGAAGAAUGAAAAGGAAGAUAAACUCCUCUUCAUAACACUGAAAGGGCAGGCAGGAUAAACUCAGUUUUAGAAGUGGAUACAGAACCAGCAUAAUCAAAUAACACAGGACCAUCAAGAUAACUCCAUAGCUCUUAACAGCUUGUCACUAAUAAUCUGAUAAUAAAUAUGCUAUU
Malurus melanocephalus (red-backed fairy wren) is the source of this 3772-nucleotide messenger RNA. RefSeq names its product C-C chemokine receptor type 5-like. Gene Ontology annotation, cellular component: cytoplasm; membrane. Bases 184 to 1254 code for a protein of 356 amino acids. The transcript has 2 exons. Gene Ontology annotation, biological process: immune response; positive regulation of monocyte chemotaxis; G protein-coupled receptor signaling pathway. Gene Ontology annotation, molecular function: C-C chemokine receptor activity. NCBI's taxonomy places the organism in Eukaryota, Metazoa, Chordata, Aves, Passeriformes, Maluridae. The record is from RefSeq and is a predicted model, not a curated record.